AGAGAUCGUCUGAAUCAACACUCUUGACACUCUCACUCACAUGGCUCUCUCCUCCUCCCCCAAGGGAAUUCUAAUACCCAUACCCGUAUUGGUGCUCUCCGCUGCCGCCGCCGCCGUCUUCCUCUUCUUCCUCCUCUCUUCUUCAUCGCCGACCUCCUGUUCUUGUCCCACCACCGCUUCCCCUGCCGUCGUCCAAACUACUGGGCAUCAACAACGGAUCUUGACGACGGAGGAGGAUGUAGAGUGGGUGAAGUCUCAGAUCGAACUGAAUGGACUGCAUAUGCAAGACAAUGUGCUCCGCAAGGGCAUUAAUCCUCGUACUCGUGCUCAGCAGCUUCAAGAUUUGAUCCAGUACAAAGGCAUAUCACAUUACGAGCAAGAGGAGGCAAAGAACCACACAGCUUUUCCUUGUCCAGGUGAACUCCUUGUAGAAGAGCACCACAGUAACUAUGGUGAGCCCUGGGCUGGUGGGAGAGAUGUAUUUGAGUUCCUUGCAGCUUCUUCUCGUUUGAUUCCAGAAUCACGUGUUCUUGAGAUUGGAUGUGGCACGCUUCGAGUUGGCUUGCAUUUUAUUCGUUACUUGAUGCCGGAACACUUCCAUUGUCUCGAGAGGGAUGAGCUCUCUCUUAUGGCUGCAUUUAGGUAUGAACUUCCUGCUCAAGGUUUAUUAUAUAAGCGUCCUUUGAUCAUGAAAGGUGAAGAUAUGGAUUUCGUCAGAUUUGGAUCUGGAUUCAUGUAUGAUUUAGUUUAUGCUAGUGCUGUAUUUCUUCAUAUGCCUGACAAGCUUGUGUGGGUCGGAUUAGAGAGGUUAGUUAGUCAAUUGAAACCUUUGGAUGGAAGAAUAUUUGUGUCGCACAACAUUAAGUUCUGUUCGCGAUUGGGAGGAGAUGAGUGUACUAAGAGACUCAAAAGUCUAGGGCUUGAAUAUAUGGGAAAACAUACACAUGAUAGUCUACUCUUCAAUCAUUAUGAGAUCUGGUUCGAGUUUAGAAGGUUUAUAGCAUAAAUCCUAUGAAUCAAAGCUUCUUGAAUUGAUUUCUAUAUUUUUCUUGCAAGCAGUCAAGAUGUGACUGAAGAACCACUGUAAACAUGUAAUGUUAGGCCAAUCCUGAUUCUUAUGGUGAUGUUUGCCAUAUUGUAAUUUGGUUUCUUUUGUUUAGAGAUACCUUAUAAAUGUUCGACCUCCCUUACGGUUCCAAUAUAGAUUUCGAGGUGAGGAGGAUGUUAUUUCUAGCAGCGUUUGUAAUUUUUAAUUCUUUCCACGAAAACGAAUAUGCACUUGUAUUACCAUUUCUGAUUUGGUGAGAAUAUUGUAUAAUGAAACACACAUUGCU
Cynara cardunculus var. scolymus (artichoke) is the source of this 1334-nucleotide messenger RNA. RefSeq lists its product as uncharacterized. The transcript is spliced from 2 exons. Bases 41 to 1006 code for a protein of 321 amino acids. NCBI's taxonomy places the organism in Eukaryota, Viridiplantae, Streptophyta, Magnoliopsida, Asterales, Asteraceae. The record is from RefSeq and is a predicted model, not a curated record.